UUCUCUUCUAGUUGUAAUGGCCUCAUCCAGUGAUCAGUUUGAGCGCGUGAAAGCUGUUAUCUUGUCCUGUCAUGAGGACACAUCUGCAGAGGAAAAGAUUAACUUUUAUGACACUUGGGCGGAGAACUACGACCAGGAUGUUUCAGUGUUGGAGUACUAUGCACCAGUUUUUGCUGCCAAAACUGUCUCCUCUCAUUUCACUGGGGCCCGAGACACAGCUGUGGUGUUAGACGUGGCUUGUGGCACAGGACUGGUGGCCAAACAGCUGCAGAAUCUUGGAUUUCGUAAUUUUGUGGGCAUCGACGGCAGUAGGGCCAUGCUGGAAAUGGCUAAGAACAUCAUGUUGUACCAGGACUUGAAACUGUGCAUGUUGGGAAGUCAACCUUUACCUUUUGAGCAAGGUGUAUUUGAUGUUGUUAUGAUUGUUGGAGCACUCAGUAAUGGGAAUGUUCCUGUUAAAGUGGUCAGAGAGUUGUGCAUGGUGACCAAACCAGGAGGCUACACCUGUUUGACAACAAGAAGCAAUAAGGACAAUCUUAUGUACAAGACCAGUUUAGAGCAGGAGCUGGGGACUCUCGAGAAGCAAGGCUUGUGGAGGAGUGUCCAAGAGGUUUUCAUCGACCAAUGGGAGCGUGGAAUCACUCAUCAUGAGCAAGGCUACAUUCCUGGAGCUGUCUAUCUCUAUCAGAAAUUGUGAAGAACAACUUAGAAUAAUGUUCCUCGUUGUGGAAGAGACAUCACUUUCAGGAUGCAGGUUAGAGUUGUGGGUUGCUAUGUCCACUGGAUGGCAGCAUAAUAUCUGCAUGUCUUACACAGCAAACAUCAUAAAAUCCAGUGGCCCAGAAUUCAGCUGCCCAUAACAUCAUCAGAACUCCCUCCUCUGAUUAUAUCACCUUUUUUUUUUUUUUUUUUUUAACAAAAUCAGACUGCAAUUCAAAGUUCUCCUCUACAAUUUCAAGGCCAUUCACAAUCUUGUCCUCCUGUCCAAUCUGCUCCACAUGCUCCACAUCUCCACCUCCUCCUUUUCUCUCCAGCUCUCUGUUCCCCCUACCCACCUUGUCAGCAUGGGAGGCAGAACAGCUGCUCCUUAGCUCUGGA
This is a messenger RNA of Periophthalmus magnuspinnatus, 1098 nucleotides long. It is a transcript of the gene mettl27, whose product is annotated as methyltransferase like 27. The coding region runs from base 17 to 697 and encodes 226 amino acids. The record is from RefSeq and is a predicted model, not a curated record. Lineage: Eukaryota; Metazoa; Chordata; Actinopteri; Gobiiformes; Gobiidae. Gene Ontology annotation, molecular function: S-adenosylmethionine-dependent methyltransferase activity. The transcript is spliced from 5 exons.